This is a messenger RNA of Gopherus flavomarginatus (Mexican gopher tortoise), 886 nucleotides long. RefSeq names its product olfactory receptor 476-like. The transcript has 2 exons. Gene Ontology annotation, biological process: G protein-coupled receptor signaling pathway. Gene Ontology annotation, molecular function: olfactory receptor activity; G protein-coupled receptor activity. Gene Ontology annotation, cellular component: membrane. The coding region runs from base 1 to 765 and encodes 254 amino acids. Lineage: Eukaryota; Metazoa; Chordata; Testudines; Testudinidae. The record is from RefSeq and is a predicted model, not a curated record.
AUGCCUGAUGUAGAGGGGGAAAACCAAACGACCAUCACAGAGUUCAUUCUCCUGGGAUUCGGUGACCUUCAUGAGCUGAAGAUACCUGUAUUCAUGGUGUUCCUGGCUAUCUACAUAGUAACACUCACUGGGAAUAUCCUGAUCAUUGUGACGGUAUCAUAUAAACCACAACCUGCACAAACCCCAGCAUACGACCGUUACUUGGCCAUAUGCAAACCACUGCAUUACGCCUCCACCAUGAGCUUCCAGCUUUGCUUUCAGUUGGCAGUGGGGUCAUGGGUCAUUGGGUUCCUUUCACUGGUGGUCACCAUGCCCAUGGUUUCUAGGUUACCUUUCUGUGCUUCCAAGGAGAUCGACCAUUUCUUCUGUGACCUGACACCCAUCAUUAAACUCUCCUGUGGGGAUACCUACAUGGUCAGGAUACCGGCUUUCAUCAUAGCCUCCCUUGUGUCCUUCUUGCCUUUCCUUCUAACCCUACUGUCCUACUACAAAAUAAUCUCCACCAUCCUGAAGAUCCCUUCCACCUCUGGGAAGCAGAAAGCCUUCUCCACCUGCUCCUCCCACCUCAUUGUGGUGUCUGUGUUCUAUGGCACACUUAUGGUGGUCUACGUGGCUCCCAUAGCCAACCAGUGGCCAAACUUAAACAAGACCUUUUCCGUGCUGUACACAGUGGUGACACCACUGAUCAACCCCAUCGUAUACAGCCUGAGAAACACGGAGGUCAAAGAGACAUUGAGAAAGCUUUUCAGUAAAAAUCCAUGCUAAGUGCAUGACCGGGGGCUCUGUCCUAUCUUGAUUGCUAAAUCCUUUCUCACCUUAUACACACAAUUAGUCUCAUUGAAGUCAAUAGCCCAAAGUCCAACCUUUGUCAAAGCUGAUAAAGGGA